Molecule: messenger RNA, 1379 nt
Organism: Passer domesticus (house sparrow)
Lineage: Eukaryota; Metazoa; Chordata; Aves; Passeriformes; Passeridae
Product: TOG array regulator of axonemal microtubules protein 2-like
Exons: 9
Coding region: 1-1179 (392 amino acids)
Biological process (GO): microtubule cytoskeleton organization
Cellular component (GO): cilium; cytoplasmic microtubule
Molecular function (GO): microtubule binding
Source: RefSeq, a predicted model, not a curated record
AUGGAGAAAGAGAACAAGCAAAGUGGCACUGGCUAUGAUAAUGACAGUAGAAAACACCAGGAGCAGAGUUCAGAAGAAAAAUGUUAUAAGGCUUCCUUGCUGUAUUCCAGUGGAGGGGAUAUGAAGAAGGGGUCAUUGGGACCACCUCUGAUCCCCCCCAUAGGCAAGGCAGUAAGUCCCUCUCUUGGCAGUGCUGCGGGCUCUCUGCAAAGCUCUCCGCAGCUGGAAUUCCAGGAGUCCCAGGAGAUGAGGCCAAGAUCCAGCAGCAGAAGCAAGGAGGAAAACUCUGAACAUGCAGGCCUCUCACUGAGCCAGGCCAAGGAGAUGGAUCAUCACACUGAUCCUGGUCUUAUGCGUGACACAGACCUGAGGGAAGGUUUUGGAAAGAUCCGUGCUGCAUUGUGCAUGUUGGCUCAAAAGAACUUAGAGCGGAAGGAUGCAGAGCUUUUGGAGAGAGAGAUGAAGAAAAGGAGGCAAAGGAAAACAUCCUUGCAGCCCAUUCUGGAGACAGUUGAGCCCGGGGAUGAAGCUGAAGCAAGCUUUAGCCUCCCACCUGUUGAUGGCACAGGUUCUAGAGUGCAGAGAAAACAGCCUGGUAGUGCCUUGAAGAAGAAGGUCUUGAAGAAGCAGGACAAUGUGUCCUUACUGCCCAAUAGGCCCAUCAUCCAUGGGGAUGGCAGCUUCCCACGCAGCUCCUCAGUGACCUCGCAGACGGCCACUGGUGCCCAGCGCCGAGAGGAGCCGCUCCGUGGGCAUGGGCAGAAGGACAGAGCCUCUCCAGACCCACAGCACUCCUUGCUGGAGGCACUCUCCUUGCUCAGCAGCGAUGACUGGGAGCUGAAGGAGAAGGGACUCUACAACAUCAAACACCUGGCUGGGUCCCAUUCAGAGGUCCUGCUGUGUAGACUUCAUGACGUUUGCUUGGCAGUUACCAGCGAGGUGGCCAACCUCCGUUCCAAGGUGUCCUACUCUGCAAUUGUCACUCUGGGAGAGCUCUUUGCGACCUUGAAGAAGAACAUGGACUCUGAGGUGGAUGAGGUUGCUCGGGUCCUUCUGCAGAUGGUGUCCAACUCCCCAGAAUUUGUUCAGAAAGCAGCCAGUCAGACCCUGGGGAUCAUGGUGGAGAAUGUGACUCCUGCACGAGCAAUGACUGCUCUCAUGGACAUGGGAGUCAAGUAGGUUGUUCUUCUUUUAGUGAUAUUCUUCACCUUCUAGUGUGUGGGAGGGAGAAGGGAUGAGACAGAGAAUGGGAAUGGUGGGAGGGAAGGGUCCUGUAUGCUGCAUCUUCUGUGAACUCAGUGACUUCAUUCUCCAAUCAACAUCAUUUCUCUCUUCUUGUCACCUGUUUCUGCCCUCCUGCAGCCUAUUAGUUCUCAGAA